This is a messenger RNA of Effrenium voratum, 2535 nucleotides long. NCBI's taxonomy places the organism in Eukaryota, Dinophyceae, Suessiales, Symbiodiniaceae. The record is from the annotation of a GenBank genome assembly.
AUGCGCCCGCGCGCCCGCCACGCCCGCUGCGAUGCGGAGAGCUCCUUUAUUUACGCUUCCCUGCCAGAUGCUCAGACGCUCAUUGCUGAAGGGGUCAUCAGCCUUCACACAGCGGGGUUGGACAGUCAGCCCGUGGGUGACAGCUUCCUCUCUCAGCCCACAGUGGUAAUUUUUGAAUCUUCCGUGCCUGAGCUGCAGCAGGAGCAGACCCCCGGCAAGUGGCAGCACCUGUACAAGACCUACGUGAAGACCCGUCCCCCGGAGCCUGUGGACGCUGCAGGGGAUCCCAUAGACCAAGCUGAAGCCGAAGAAGAGUUCGACGACGAGCAGAUUGGGCCCACCAUCGGGGACUUCACCCGGUAUCGCAUGCAUUUCCAGGAGCAGAACAGGCUGACGCUGGAUCCUACGUGGUGCUUCGGAAAGCAGGGGCCCCUCUACCUCGUGGCUUGUGCCGUGAAUGGUUCUAUGUACCGCGACCAGGACUUCAAAGGCUUCGUGGCGGGACAGAAGGCGGCGCCCCCGCCCUUCAAUGAUCGGUGCCUGGAAGUGUCCGGGCGAUGUGCCCAUGCGUGCCUGGUCGAUCAGCCGCCCAUGUCAAAUUGCAGCAGCGACGGGACCAUCCUGCAGUCCACCUUGGUGGGACCAGUUCAGUGGGAGACCAACGACUCCAUGGCUGUGAGGAUCCUGUGCUACAUGCUCAUCCUCUGCUUCUCCCUCAAGGUAGUGCUUCUCUGCCCCGGUAUCUUCAGCGGCUACGCCCACUACCGAAGGUAUGAUCCUGACCUCACCAGCUACCUCCGUUGCAUCAACGUGUGCAUCCCCAGCUGGGGCGAGAAGAAGUCCAUCACCCUCAGGAGUCUGAUCGGUGCAGUGGCGUGCAUGCCCAAGGCAUGCGAGUGCCGCUUCCACGUGACUUUGGUGGAUGACCACCACCGGGAAGAGAUGCGGCAAUUGUUACAGAUCCUGACGAGGAUCAUUGAGGCGAUUCCAGGCUUCGAUGGGAAGUUCACCACCGAGGAGAAUGUGCGCCAGUUCUUUCACAAUUGGGUUGAGGGAACGAAGAGAAUUGCCAACUGUCAAGUUUGCCCGCUUGCGCUUUCCUGUCAGGAUGCAGCUGAAUACCUGAGUGGACGCCUCACUCUGGAGACCCUUCGGGAAAACACCUGGUCGUGGAUGGACCGGCGGCACCUGCAGCCCUUGGAGACGGCGGUGCAGCAGCUGCACCAGGCUCUCCGCAACACGAGCGACGAGGUCUUUGACCUCCACACUGAUGCGGUGCAGGACUGGGAGCCGAAGGACCGCAAUGCCCUGGCGCUGCGCGUGCACUACUUGGCCCGAGCCUCUGGCAUUCGAAGCUUCGAUUUGCGACCCGAUGCGCGGUCCCGGCCGGAGGAGGACGAGCGCACCGUGAAGUCUCAGCACGUGGCCCCUGGCAUCUACUACUACAAGGUGCCGCAAACGGCGGAGAACAGCCAGUGGCUGCACGUCCGCAGCAAGAUCAAAGAGAUGGUCUAUGGCCUGGAGGAGCAGGACUCCUUCGAGCAGUUCGUGCCCAUCCACACCAGCCGCGGCCUGCCAGGGGCCUUGAACUUCGCAGCCAAUUACAUGAACCUGUAUGGAGAUGACCGGGAUGUGUCUCCUUAUCUUUUCAGUAUUUGCGAUCCAUACCAUCAAUACCAGCCGGACUUUUUCCACACAACCAUCCCGCUGUUCUUCGAUCGCUCCGGUGAUUUAAACGACGAGGUUGGUUUCACUCAAUGCCCACUGUACUUCCAUGAGCUUGCUGAUGAGCUGGACUACUUGGACGGAAACAACGCCCAGUUUUUCCGCUUCCACAGCAUGAUCCAGAACUGCUGCGGCGGUGUCAGUGCUUGGGACACCAAUAGUACCCGGCUUCUGCACCGGGAGGACCAAACCAUGAUGUGGACAUAUGAGCGGAAGCGAGUUCGAGAAGCGGACCGCAAGAGAACAGCGCACCUGGUGGAGCGCAGAUCUUUCCCAGAGACAUGCAAGGUGGAGCACAUUGCCAGCAGCGUGAACCAAGUCCUCAAGGGCCAGCACUCGCGAUUUAUCAACAGGCGCCUGUCCUACGGCAUGUCCAGAAGCGGCACGGAGGCUUUGGCCUCCAUGCAGCGGACGGCGGAGGGCUAUGUCCUCUUUUGGCUUCAGUCCUUCUUUGGCCGCAGACAGGCCUUUAUGCUUUGGCUGAGCCUGAUCUUCUUUGUGUUCUUCGUGGUCUGGUUGUGCAUUUUGGUGGGCAACAUUUCGCAGGGCAUGCUGGUGGUGGAAAUGGGCGUUCUCCAGAAGAAUACGAUCGAUGAAAUCCUGGAGCCCAUGGUGGACCUCUUCAGAAACUUCGUGAAUAUGGUCGGAAGCAACUACUUUGGCAACAAGCCCAGCCUGAUCAAAAUCUACGUCACGACGGCGGUGGAGUUUGCGGUGUGGCUCGGAGGUCUCUCCAUUUGCCUCUUGGCGCUUUUCCUCGUGACGGAGUGUUUCAAGGCUGGGAGGUUUGUAUGGAAGAGUGGAGGAUAA